GAAGCACUACGCUAACAUUGUUAGUAAGUACGGACUGGGAUUCUACGCACGCGAACCUAUUCGGUUAACCUUCUCCAGUAUUAUGCAGAUGCUACGUUAGCUGCUCUAACUUGUGACGGGCUUAGUGUAACUCCAUUUGAUCCAUCUAGCUUUCGCGUCACUCUCGGCAUGAAGCAGCAUCAAUUCUACGUGGGUCAUCCGCCCGUUGCAAUGAGCGUCCACGGCUCCUGGCACCCUCAUCCUUGGGCCAUGCUUCCUUCAUCGCCGUGUUUGUCUCGCCCCUAAACAACAUAUCCACCUUGUCUAGGCGAGAUAGCCCAGUGCCCUCGCAAGGCGCGCGCACGCCAAAACCUCUGUUUCAGAGUCUUUGCAUCAGCAACUUGUCCAAGAUGUCGUCCUCUGCGCCACGUACGAAGAACCCAGUCCCGGACUGGAUCCAAGUCCCGUAUCCGCACGUGGGAGAAUGCAUUAUCUCCUUCCCACGAAAGCAUAUCCUCCUCGUUACAAUCAACCGCCCACAGUUCAUGAACUGUCUACCCGUCGAGACCACGAUCGAAUUAGGUACUCUGUGGAAAUGGUAUGAUAGCGAACCAGAGCUGCGGGCAGCCGUUUUUACUGGCGCAGGCGAACGCGCUUUCUGUGCUGGCAUGGAUUUGAAACAGCGGCUGGACAUCCUCAACACGAACGACGUUGCGCACGAAUACCCUCACGGUGGAUUUGGUGGUAUGACGAACCGAACGGGCAAGAAGCCAAUCAUCAUUGCUUGCAAUGGUCAUGCGCAUGGUGGUGGCAUGGAGAUUGUCUUGAAUGCCGACGUAAUAUUUGCCUCGCCAAAUGCCGAUUUCCGUCUCCCCGAGGUCCUCCGUGGCGUGUCAGCCCUCGCUGGCGCACUCCCAAGAUGCAUGGUACUCUUUGGAAACCAUCGAACCAUGGACCUGGUGCUAACUGGUCGAACGCUGACAUUGAAAGAGGCUGUAGAAUGGGGCCUGGUGAAGGAGGUAGUGCCACAGGAUAAGUUGCUGGAACGGGCGAUCGACUAUGCGGACGAGAUAGCGGCGUUGUGUCCUGAUAGCGUCAUUAUCUCGCGUCUAGCUGCGCGUGAGGCCUGGGAAACCGGCAUCAGCAGAGCCACAAUGAGGGGUCAGGAACUUUGGGCGGAGAAUAUGCUGAAAAGCAAGAAUGCCGCCGAGGGCCUUGCAGCUUACAGAGAAAAAAGGAAGCCAAAGUGGUAUCCGUCGCAUUUAUAGUCAAAAUCCACGUCCCACUUGUUGUAGACUGAAGAGCGAGCAUUGAAUUAACGGCGAUCACA
Xylaria bambusicola is the source of this 1309-nucleotide messenger RNA. Its product is annotated as carnitinyl-CoA dehydratase. Gene Ontology annotation, cellular component: mitochondrion. The coding region runs from base 390 to 1247 and encodes 285 amino acids. Gene Ontology annotation, biological process: fatty acid beta-oxidation. The transcript has 3 exons. NCBI's taxonomy places the organism in Eukaryota, Fungi, Ascomycota, Sordariomycetes, Xylariales, Xylariaceae. Gene Ontology annotation, molecular function: enoyl-CoA hydratase activity. The record is from RefSeq and is a predicted model, not a curated record.